Molecule: messenger RNA, 1053 nt
Organism: Saccostrea cuccullata (small rock oyster)
Lineage: Eukaryota; Metazoa; Mollusca; Bivalvia; Ostreida; Ostreidae
Exons: 3
Coding region: 1-831 (276 amino acids)
Molecular function (GO): protein binding
Source: RefSeq, a predicted model, not a curated record
AUGACCAUCAAGAUUCUGGUUCUACUUGUCUGCGUAUUCCGCGUGUUGGGAAGUAGCUGGCUGACGGUUGACCAUGAUCAGUGUUCCUCCAACUAUGAUGAAUUUAAAACUCUAAUCGACAAAAACGGACUCCAACUCAUAAGAUUUAAUUCAAAAGUCGCUGAAUUAAAAAAUGAAACAGCGUCUAAAAUCAACACCGAGGACGUAGCGAUGGUUCAAGCCGAGGCAAAAAGACUGGAGGAAACUCAGAAUAAAGCAAAUGAUUCCCUUCAUAGUAAGCGGGAAAGGACAGCUGAUCAGAAAGAACGGUUCCGGAAACUGUACCACGAGAUGGAGUUGAUCACCGGAAAUAUCAGUAGGUUAGAGAGAGUAAUGGCUGCCAGAUCUGUAGCACAAAGCCAACGUCAACAAAAAGUUCAAAGUCUUCUGGAUCAAAUUAGAGCAGUACGCCAAAACAACACAGAUCUAGGAUUAAAUAUUUUAAGAGAAUUAAAUCUCCAAACGUCAGCAGGCUUCACAAUUCAAACAAAUAGCGAAGUGACUCUACAGGAUCGAGAUAUCCUGAUGUUUCCAUCCAUUCUUCACAGGAGUGAAAAAGGACUCGAUGUCUCGAACUCGAUUCUAACGGCCACUUACUCCGGUGUUUACCUAUUUCACGUCACGGUCUGUUCUCAGGGCGCGGGUCUAAUAGCUAGGGCGGUGGUGUGUAAGAACUACAGUCACCGCUGGGUGGGAUUUGCUUACGCUGAGGACAGCAAUAAUUCGGAGUGUGGAAGCAACACGGUGGUGAUUGAAGUACAAAAAGGAGACAGAUUCUGGGUGCGAUCAUAAAAAGUCUUAUUUCUCCUCUGGAAGUAGCUUUAGUGCUACAUUAAUUCAGAGAACUGAGUGAAAUAUUCCAAUGUUCCAGAAACUGAACAAUAUCUCUCUGAUUGCUGUGUAAUUGCCGAAAAGAAAGCAUCAGCAUUAACUCUAAAUAAAUACUAUUCUUGUUUCAGUUUAGAAAAAUCAAUGAUUUUGUGAUAAGAAGAAGAAUAGUGACUUUUUUUAGGG